GCUUUAUAUAAAGCUGCACUCUUCCCACUUCCUCUCUAUCGUUUCUCUGUUCUGUUCAAAUCCAUCCGUUUUCAACCUCUGAUUUUCACGUUAAAAAUAUAGAGGAUAAAGAGCUGAAUGCUUUUGUUUUUUUUUAAAUUGAGCGGUGUUUGUGAGAUCAAAUUGUGGAAAUCCAACUGUCAAUUAAAAUUUGGAUGAAUGCAAGCUGAAUCUGCUCAAAGAUGCUCGAAACCUGAUCAGUUUGUUUAGUUAUUACCCAUUUCUUAUAUGUUAUGUUUCUAGAUUCGUACGAGUUCGAUUAUUAAUUGUUUUUCACAAAAGAGAUAAUAAUCUGAAAAAUCCGUUGAAAUUCAUACAUUUGACGGUUGAAGUUACGAUUGUUAGGGAUCGGUUUAGUACGAGCUGAAUCUGUUGGGAUUUGAACGGAAAUCUGAUCGGUUCCAAUGUAUGGUGAUGGUGACUCAUCCGAUGCGAUUGCGAGAGAUAUGAAUUCACUGCUGCAUUCCUCUACUUUUAAGCAUCCUCCGGAGGGUGAGUUUGCGGAGAUUAAGGAGUUGAUUUCUUCCGAUUCUUCUUAUUCCGAUUACAAUCAUCAUGAUGAUGAGCAUAAUCACAAUUACAGCCGGAAUCAAAAUCAAGGCAGACAAAUUGAAAGCUCGUUAAUGCGUUACCGUUCUGCUCCGAGCUCCUUCUACGCGAGUCUCCUCGACGAAAACGGAUGCGAUGAUUUUCUUGCUCCCGUAGAGACCUCGAAUCACACGAGGGAAAAGUUCUUCUCCAGCGGACAGCAUCAUCAACAUGUGUUUCAAUCGGAUUCGCAUGAUUUUAUACGGUAUGCAUCCAACAUAGAUUCAAAAGAAGAGGGGAUUAAUCCGAAGUUAAAUCACACGCAGAUUUCUAAUCCCAUCUUCGGUGGUAACUCACAUCAAAUGUCUCAUGUACAACCACCGAGUAACAGCUACAAUCAUCAUACUAAUACUAAUCAUAAUCAAAUGGGGAGCUCGUCAACACUUAGAACGAUGAAUCUAACGACCUCAAAUCUCAUCAGACAAAGUAGCUCUCCAGCUGGAUUUUUGUCCUCCUUGAACGCUGAAACUGGCUUCGCGGGAAUGAGUGAUGUGGGGAAACCUAUUUCUUCAAGUAGGUUAAAUAAUCGUAUUAGUUUCUCAUCAGUUUCAUCUUCUUCUCCACCAUUCUUGCCUCAAAUUUCUGAAAACAAGAAUGAUUCCACAUUCAAGAGCUUAAAAAGGACAAGAGAUAGUGAUUCAAUGAUGUUUCCUAGCUCGAUAACAUCGGACAUUGAGAAUGGAUCCUCUAGACAUUAUUCCCCUCGUUUGGUCCAUCAUAUGAGCUUGCCAAAAACUUCUUCUGAAAUGGCGACUGCUGAAAAGUUCUUGAGAUUCGAACAAGACUCGACUCCAUGCAAGAUACGUGCCAAGAGAGGAUGUGCCACACACCCACGGAGUAUCGCUGAGAGGGUGAGAAGAACCAGAAUAAGCGAGAGAAUGAAGAAAAUACAAUCGCUUUUUCCUACCAUGGACAAGCAAACAAGCACAGCAGACAUGUUAGAUUUGGCUGUUCAAUAUAUUAAAGAUCUCCAAAAAGAAUUGAAGACUCUCAAUGAUGCUCGGGGAAGGUGUACAUGUUCAACUCAACAAUAACAGACAAAAAUAGAUCCAAGGGCUAUUGUGAAGCCAGGAGUCUAGAUUAAACUUAUUUGAUUUUGUCAUCUUUUAUUUAAGGAUUUCAUUUUGCUAUAGUGUGAGAAUAAGCGAAUAAGAGGAAAAGUAAGAGGGGAUCCAUAAAAUGGAGGUAAAUGUUGUAAAUGAAUUAUAAAUUUUUUGUAGACAAUGUAGUUUAGGCCUAUUAUAUAAAACAUUCCCAA
Messenger RNA from Lactuca sativa (garden lettuce), 1885 nucleotides. RefSeq lists its product as uncharacterized. Gene Ontology annotation, molecular function: protein dimerization activity; DNA-binding transcription factor activity, RNA polymerase II-specific; RNA polymerase II cis-regulatory region sequence-specific DNA binding. Lineage: Eukaryota; Viridiplantae; Streptophyta; Magnoliopsida; Asterales; Asteraceae. Gene Ontology annotation, biological process: regulation of transcription by RNA polymerase II. The record is from RefSeq and is a predicted model, not a curated record. Gene Ontology annotation, cellular component: nucleus.